Molecule: messenger RNA, 2045 nt
Organism: Myotis lucifugus (little brown bat)
Lineage: Eukaryota; Metazoa; Chordata; Mammalia; Chiroptera; Vespertilionidae
Gene: DPH1
Product: diphthamide biosynthesis 1
Exons: 13
Coding region: 60-1376 (438 amino acids)
Biological process (GO): protein histidyl modification to diphthamide
Molecular function (GO): 2-(3-amino-3-carboxypropyl)histidine synthase activity
Source: RefSeq, a predicted model, not a curated record
CUGCGCGCUCCGCGAUCCUCUAGCGCUGCCUUUUCGGUCCCCACGUGGGCGGGCCGGCGAUGGCGGCGCUGGUGGCCUCCGAGGCGGCCGGGCCGGGCGGCCGGAACGGCCCCGGCAGAGGUCGAGUCCCUCGGGGCCGCUUGGCCAAUCAGAUACCCCCUGAGAUCCUGAACAACCCCCAGCUGCAGGCAGCUAUUCAAGUCCUGCCUUCCAACUAUAACUUUGAGAUCCCCAAGACCAUCUGGAGGGUCCAGCAGGCCCAAGCCAAGAAGGUGGCCCUGCAAAUGCCGGAAGGCCUUCUCCUCUUCGCCUGCACCAUUGUGGAUAUCUUGGAAAGGUUCACAGAGGCCGAAGUGAUGGUGAUGGGUGAUGUGACCUACGGGGCUUGCUGUGUGGAUGACUUUACUGCAAGGGCCCUGGGAGCUGACUUCCUGGUGCACUAUGGCCACAGCUGCCUGGUUCCCAUGGACACCUCUGCCCAAGACUUCCGGGUGUUGUAUGUCUUUGUGGACAUCCGGAUAGACACUGCCCACCUACUGGACUCUAUCCGCCGCACCUUUCCCCCAGCCAGUGCCCUGGCCCUGGUCAGCACCAUACAGUUUGUGUCAACCUUGCAGGCAGUUGCCCAGGAGCUGAAAGCUGAGUAUCGCAUGAGUGUCCCACAGUGUAAGCCCCUGUCCCCUGGGGAGAUUCUGGGCUGCACAUCACCCUACCUGCCCAAAGAGGUGGAGGCUGUUAUAUAUCUUGGAGAUGGCCGCUUCCAUCUGGAGUCUGUCAUGAUUGCCAACCCCGAUGUCCCUGCUUACCGAUAUGAUCCAUACAGCAAAGUCCUAUCCAGAGAGCACUAUGACCAUCAGCGAAUGCAGACUAACCGCCAAGAAGCCAUAGCCACUGCCCGCUCAGCUAAAUCCUGGGGCCUUAUCCUGGGCACUUUGGGCCGUCAGGGCAGCCCCAAGAUUCUGGAGCACCUGGAAUCCAGGCUGCAAGCCUUGGGACUUCCCUUCGUGAGGCUGCUGCUCUCCGAGAUCUUCCCCAGCAAGCUCAGUCUGCUUCCACAGGUGGACGUGUGGGUACAGGUGGCAUGUCCACGCCUCUCCAUUGACUGGGGCACAGCCUUCCCCAAGCCGCUGCUGACACCGUAUGAGGCGGCGGUGGCCCUGCGGGACAUUUCCUGGCAGCAGCCCUACCCCAUGGACUUCUAUGCUGGCAGCUCCUUGGGGCCCUGGACGGUGAACCACGGACGAGACCGGCCCUCCCAGGCACCCCGCCGGCCUGCGCUGGGGAAGAUGCAGGAGGGAUCCGCGCGCCUUUCUCCAGCCGUGACUUGCGAGGGUUGCAGCUGCAGAGACGAGGAAGUGGUGCCACUCGCUCCCUGAGACGCUCCUGAGUCUCAGGGUCCUGCCCUCCGGAGGAGCAGCCUCGAGGCUGGUGGUUUUCGGAACAGGGGGCAGACGUUUUCUCCGCGCUGGAAGAGCCCGCGGUGUGCAGAGGUCUGGAAGAAGCCUUGGGGACGGUGGCACAGGCACUGAACGAGCUGGGACCUUUUGAUGGGCUCCUUGGUUUCAGCCAGGGGGCAGCGCUAGCAGCCCUUGUGUGUGCCCUUGGCCAAGCAGGCGAUCCCCGUUUCCCCUUGCCAAGGGUUUAUCAUCUUGGUAUCUGGUUUCUGUCUUCGGGGCCUUGGCCUCCAGGAAUCCGUCCUGCAGGGUCCCUUGUCGCUGCCUUCACUCCAUGUUUUUGGGGACACUGACCGUGUCAUCCCCUCUCAGGAGAGUAUGCAACUAGCUAGCCGAUUCACUGGAUCCACCACUCUCACCCACUCUGGUGGCCACUUCAUUCCAGCAGCUGCACCACAGCGCCAGGCCUACCUCAAGUUCUUGGACCAGUUUGCAGAGUGAAAGAUCAACACAUGCCUGGGUCCCUGUAUCCUCCUUCUCACCCCAGUGGGGACACUGACUUUGGGGCAGCCUCUAUGAUCCCUGCUCUCCCCUUGUCCCUACCCUGGGACCUCCACUGCUAUUUGUGCUCCUCACCAUCACCAAGUAAGA